AUGGCAUUUGCACCGUCGAGCGUGCUGGCGCGUGGGAGCGCUAGCGAGCUCGUGCAGGGCCUGUUGCGCUGGACUACAAAAGCACGCGCCAGUGCGCCCAAGGCGUUUGGCGCACACGACGCGCCGCACACGCGGGAAGAUGAUGCAGAGAAACGCACCUUUCGACACUGGAAGCGUAUGGCUUCUGGCCGCUGGAAUCCGCCACGCUACAGCGCACGACGUGAGGCACAGCUUGUGCAUGCUGCAUUUCAAUGCGGACAGCUGGACGCAAUUGCGGGGAGCAAGAAAAAAGACCAGCUUGUGCAGCGGCUUGCGCGGCAGGAAACACACGAGCUUUUCGAGCCGUGGCCGGCGGUGCGCAUGCCGCGACUCGCUCCGGCAGACGAUGCAAAAGAGGCGCUGCGCAUAGCAAAGAAGGCACACGAUGCGGGCCCGUACGCUGGCCGCUCCUCGAAGCGCAUGUUUAAAGGGUCUGCGGCGGAUCGCGCGUCACACACGCGUGCACAGACCGUUGCGGAGAAUAUGCGCACGAUGGACGACACCGUGAGGGAAUGGCGGCAGGAAAAGAAUUUGGCGCGUGCCAAGGCAAAACCAACGAGUCCCUUGUAG
Messenger RNA from Malassezia vespertilionis, 609 nucleotides. RefSeq lists its product as uncharacterized. Gene Ontology annotation, cellular component: mitochondrial large ribosomal subunit. The coding region runs from base 1 to 609 and encodes 202 amino acids. The transcript has a single exon. Lineage: Eukaryota; Fungi; Basidiomycota; Malasseziomycetes; Malasseziales; Malasseziaceae. Gene Ontology annotation, molecular function: structural constituent of ribosome. The record is from RefSeq and is a predicted model, not a curated record.